Triticum turgidum subsp. durum (durum wheat) is the source of this 3291-nucleotide messenger RNA. The record is from the annotation of a GenBank genome assembly. NCBI's taxonomy places the organism in Eukaryota, Viridiplantae, Streptophyta, Magnoliopsida, Poales, Poaceae.
AUGACACUGGAGAGCGAUAAACCCAUUCAGUCUCUUCGGUAUGUCCCAACAAGAACCACCGGGUCCUUUUUGCAUGAAGAUGUGAUUUUUGGGCGAGAAAAGGAGAUACGGGAGCUCGUGGGUCAGCUCGUGUAUAAAUCUGAUGAAUGUUCACUGAACAAUGAGCAAAACUUUAGGACUGAGGUGCUUGGUGUUGGUGGGAUCGGCAAGACUACUCUGGCUCAGCUGGUCUAUAAGGAUGAGCGCAUCGUGGAUUCUUUUGAUGUCAGAAUGUGGGUUAGUGUUUCCGGUAACUUCGACAAAACUAGAGUUAUCAAAGAGAUCAUAGCAUCCACAACUGAUGGUGAGAGUGCUGAAUUGGCCAAUUUUAAUUUCAGCCGGCUCCAGUCAGAACUUCAAUGGAGACUUCGUUCGAAGAGGUUUCUCUUAGUGUUGGAUGAUGUGUGGUACGAUGAGAAACAUGGAGAACACAUCAACAAACAAAUGUGGAUGGAAAUAAUAGCUCCUAUUAAGGAAAGUUCUGUAAUCUCUGGAAGUAAGGUUCUAGUGACAACCCGGACAGAAUUGGUUGCAAAAAUGCUGGACUCUAGAAGCUUGUUCACUUUACAAGGUUUGGAAGGAGAUGAUAGUUGGUUACUGUUCAGACGGUGUGCAUUUGGCAGCAGUAAGCCAGAAGGUUAUCCAGAGUUGAAGCAGUUAGGAUACCAAAUUGUUCAGAAACUUAAAGGCUCACCUCUAGCACUAAAGGUUAUCGGAGGACAUUUAAAUGGAAAAUACAGUGAUGCGGAGUGGGAGGAUGUUCUUCACAAAGAUGUCCUCAAUCCAAAUGAUAUUUUGACAACCUUACACUUCAGUUAUGAAAAUUUGCCGGAACACCUCCAGCAGUGCUUUGUAUAUUGUAGUUUAUUCCCAAAAGGUUACCGUAUUGAUUCAAAUAGAUUAAUCUGGAUGUGGAUAGCUCAGGGCCUUGUUCAUCUAGAAGGAUAUAACAGUAGAAGCUUGGAAGAUAUUGGAAGGAGCUAUUUCAAUGAUCUGUUAGUUCGGUCAUUUUUCCAAAAACUCUGCUGCGGUGAUCAAACAUAUUACACUAUGCAUGAUUCAAUGAAUGACCUCGCACUUCAUGUUUCCCAUGGCGAAUGCUUUAGGAUUGACCAUGGCAGCAUUGGGGUGUUACCUUAUCAUAUUAGGCAUUUGUCUGUGUCUGCCGAACAAUUUGGAGAUCUUGUGAACUAUGAUGGUCUUGGAAGAUUGAGGACAUUUAUAGUUCUGAAUGAUUCUUGGUUCUGCUCCAAAGACUAUCUGAGUCAUGAUAUACUCGAGAAACUCAAGAGUGUCCGGGUGUUGGAUUUAACCGGAUGCUGCUUUGGAAACUUGCCAAAAGCUGUCAGUGAUCUGAGGCACCUGCGUUAUAUAGCCAUCCGACGCACUUAUUACCCACUGCCCACAACAAUCUCCAGACUCAAUCAUCUACAGUCCUUGUUUGUGCAGUAUCAUUCGUGUUAUCCUGUGAAGAUAUCUUGCUCAAACAAUAGAAAACAUCUGAAAUAUUCAAGCAGGAAUGCUACUGGACGCUAUUUCAGUCUUCCUGAAAGCAUUAGCAGGCUUAUUAACUUGGAGCAUGUCGAUGUAGAGAAGGCUUACACUCUCACAUUAUCAGGUAUACAUCAGCUUCCGUGCAUUGAGGGUUCAGUAGAAUUCCUCGUUGACAAGGAAGAGCAAAGUUUGGUCCAACUGAAGGAUCUCAACAAGUUCAGGGGAGAGCUUUCUGUUAGGUUUCUGGAGAAUGUAAAAAACAGGGAGGAAGCUGCAAAGUCUGAUCUAGACUUGAAGGAGCACAUCUCUAAGUUGGAGCUACAAUGGGAAUCAUGUGAUGGUGCUCAUGAUAUUGACAAGGGCUUUGAGGUGCUUGAUGUGUUAAAGCCGCACCGCAAUCUUCACGAGCUAACUAUCAGUGGGUACCCAGGUGUCAAGUCUCCUUCUUGGUUAGAGUCUGAUUGGCUGAGAAGAUUGAAAUUGAUCUGUCUACGAGAUUGUAAGAGAUGGGAGGUCCUUCCACCUUUAGGGGAUCUCCCCUUACUCAGAACUCUUGAAGUGCGGCGAAUGAAAAAACUAAAAGCACUCGGUCAGGAGUUUUUUGGCCAUGCUGGAUUCCCUUUUUUGGAAACAUUGCUACUAGAACGCCUACCCAAAUUGGAGUGGUGCCUUGUGGACAAUGACAAAGUCUUGCAGAAUCUCAGACAUCUCUCUGUAGCUGGUUGUCCACGGCUAAGAGCAUAUCCCACCCAUGCUCGUACACUCAGACAUAUAGCUAUACUUGACAAGGAAACAAUCAAAGUUAAGUUACGGUGGGAUAGUCUUGAUCUGUCAAAAUCAUUUUGUCGCCUUGUAUCAAGUUCCUUCCAUGUCUUGCAUGCUCAUCACCUAGAGUUUGUACAAGAUAUGGGGAUCUAUGUGGAGCGUUUGGUAGACACGUCCAUCACCGUGUUUAACAAUCUGAAAUCACUUAAACAGUUGCAAAUAUGUGGCAACAACCUGGCAGAAAGCUUCUCCGUAAUUGCUACAUUGUGGAAUGAGAAUGGGAGCACUGUACUUCCUUCAUCACUUCGAUUCCUUAAGUUAAAAGGGUGCUACCUGCAACCAUCCUCUUUCAACAAGUUACUGAAGAAUCUCUCGUCGCUUGGUGCACUACACUUAAGCGAAUGUGACACUGUUGAGAUACCGGGUAUACCGGUAAGCCUACACCACUUGACGAUGCUGAAACAGUUGGACAUUCAUACAUGUGAUUGGAUAUCAUCCAUUGAGGGAGCAGAAGCACUGUUGUCCCUUGAAGAGAUGACAAUUAAAGAAUGUUAUGCUCUGGAAUCUGUACCGUACUUAGAUGACAUGCCAUCUCUUCAAAAGCUACAUUUAUCCGAGUGCCCUCAAGUUAUGCGACUGUCUAAAGCAGGCCACCAGACAGCCCUGAAGGAGCUGAUUGUAAAAUUUUGUGAUAGGCUAUCAUCUCUGCGACAGUUGUGUGACCUUGUUUCGCUUGUGAGGCUGACGAUUAGUGGUUGUUCUAAUUUAUUGUGGCUUCCGGAUAUGGAUGGUUUUUAUUCGCUUCGGGUUCUCUCAAUUGAUCGGUGCCCCCGGCUGAUGUCACUGCCACGGAGUGGUCUUCCUGUAUCACUUGAAACAUUUUUCCUUUCUGAAUGCAAUCAAGCAUUGGAGGAGCAGUUUCAGCAAAAGGAAGGUCCAGACUGGAACAAGUUUGUUGCCCUUCCAGGAUGCAAGUGGGAACCUUGUUGGUAA